Messenger RNA from Candida albicans SC5314, 867 nucleotides. RefSeq lists its product as uncharacterized. Bases 1 to 867 code for a protein of 288 amino acids. The transcript has a single exon. The record is from RefSeq and is a predicted model, not a curated record. Lineage: Eukaryota; Fungi; Ascomycota; Pichiomycetes; Serinales; Debaryomycetaceae.
AUGAAAUCAUUUGUAUCGAAAUCAUCACUCACACAAAUCAUGAGACAUUCACGACCAACAUUAGUUAUCAGCGAUUGGGAUGAGACAAUAACCGAAGAAGAUACAAUUAAAUAUGUGGCUCAAGUACCUUAUAUAAAACAACGACAACAAAGAGUAUUACCACCAUUUGAGAAAUUUGUGGAAUCAUAUAAUCAGAAUUACACCAAUUUGAAAAACUCGUUUAAUUUUCCAAACACUACUACAACUAGUAUUGAAUGUUCCGAUUAUUUAUCUCAGCAAAUCAAAUUCCAAGAUGAACUAUCCACUGUCGAAAACCAAUCAAUUGAGCUCAUUGAACAAUCAAAGAUAUUCGAAGGUUUGACCAAAAAAGAUUUCCAGGAUUAUGUUAACAUAAACCAUAAUAAAAUAAAACUCCGACCUGGGUUUAGUCAGUUUGUCAAACGUUGUCAAAAUUUGAAUAUCCCAAUAAUUAUAGUUAGUGCUAAUUGGACAAGUAUUUUCAUCAAACAAUGUCUUGCUAAUCAUGGAUUGGCUGUUGAUGAUAUUAUCACUAAUGAGUUGAGUUUCCAUAGUGAUGAUGAAGAAGCAAAAACGAAAAUGACUACUACGGGAUUGUGGGAUAAAUCAAAAUAUACAAUUAGAACAUCACAAGAUAAAUUGGAUAUAGUGAAACAAAUACAAGAAGAAAAAGACGGCCUAAUCAUGUAUAUUGGUGAUAGUGGGACUGAUUUAUUACCAUUAUUAAAUGUUGAUUUCCCAUGUGCCAUUAAAGGCUCAAGAAUUGUUGAAAUAUUUGAUAAAUCUGGUCUACGAGAUAAUUUAAACGUUGGUACCUGGCACGAUUUUAUAAACAUCAUUAAAGAAUAA